CGAGAUCAUGCUUAAAGACACACACAUAAAUCAUGGCAUAAAUAAGGCAUAGUCGUUAUAAGCACCAGAUUUCAACCUGAAUUCCCAAGGUAAAACAAACUAUUGUAGAACUUCGAAAAUAGCUUCAUAAUGGUGAACCGUAAGGUUGUUUACAAGAGGACCGAAUCGUCUCAAAUAUAUUAAGUGUAUAAUCUAUGGUCCGAAUCUUAUCACAUGGUCGAAUCAGCUGUUUACAAAAAGUAUACCAGAUUCUAAGAAAAUCGUACCAACUGGUAGAAAACUGUAGAAAAAUAUUUUGAUCUGUAACAUGUUUAUCAUAUAAGUACACAUCAUGGUAAUGAAUUAAUAACAAUGAACAGUACUCAGUCAGCUGGACACAAUAAUUAAUAGUUUUUAGAUUAGUUUUUAUGGACAUCGGUUAAUCACUCUAGUAAACCUUGACAAAUAAAAUAUGAGAAUUAAACAAAUGUACUACUAUUAGUUUAUAAACUAUUCAAAUACGAUGUGCUUCUAGAAUAUUAAAAUAAGCAGGAAUAAAUAUUUUUUAAUAUCUAGCAACACCGAAAUAUUUUUUUAGUUUACUCUGUCGUUCAUUCCGACCGCGCAGACGCGACGCUUUACUCAGCUGUUUGACCUUGAAACUACAAGCAUUUUUUCUGUUAAUCAUGGAAUUUGGCGAAAAAGUUGUGUUGAUAACCGGUGCAAGUUCGGGCAUAGGUGCGGCCACAGCUAUUCACUUUUCGAAAUUAUCGGCACAAUUAGUACUUGUCGGUCGAAAAGAAAAUAAUUUACGUCGAAUCGCGUUAUACUGUGAAAAAUCUAAAGGAAUCAAACCUUUCACUAUCACUGCUGAUGUCACCGAUGACGGCGACACCCAAAGAAUAAUUAAUGAAACCAUUGAACAUUAUGGAAAACUUGACGUUUUGAUAAACAACGCCGGAGUGAUCGGUAUGGGCGGCAUCAAAAAUUCCACAAUGGAAACUUAUGACGACGUUAUGUCGACUAAUUUGAGGUCGGUUUAUCGAUUAACAAUGCUUGCGGUUCCGCAUCUAAUACAAACUAAAGGAUGUAUCGUGAAUUUGUCGUGUAUAGCAGGUACAAAGCCCAGUACAAUGGCUUUAGCCUAUAACAUCUCGAAAGCCGCAUUAGAUCACUUUACUAAAUGUGUUGCGUUAGAAUUAGCACCAGAUGGCAUUAGAGUGAAUUCUGUUAACCCGGGAUUUGUAAAAACGAACUUAUUGAAAGGAAUCGGAUUAACUGAAGAUCAAUUAGAGUUGUUCGUAAAAAACGUUGUAGGGAACAUGCCUCUAAAAAAGCCUGUUGAAAGCGAUGAAGUUGCUGCGUUAAUCGCCUUCCUUUCCAGUGAUAAAGCGAAAAGUAUUACAGGAUCUAUUUAUGUUAUCGAUGGGGGCAGUUUGCUGCGCUGAUAAUAAAAUUAUUUUCUGCGUUGUAUGAAAUGUAUCAAUGUGCUUUUUAUUAACUGUAUAAUCGUCAUACAUACAGUAUUAUAAUAACAACUACUAGUCUUAUCGAAAGAUCUACGAAUAUUUAAAAUGUUGAUUACCUAUUUAAUUAUCAUAGAUGUUUAUUUUAAUCAUUAGAUAAGUAUAAUCUGUUAAAAUGAAAUUUCAUUUAAAUAAAAUUGUGUAAAUAAGUGAA
Messenger RNA from Bombyx mori (domestic silkworm), 1659 nucleotides. Its product is annotated as meso-2,3-butanediol dehydrogenase. The transcript has a single exon. Lineage: Eukaryota; Metazoa; Arthropoda; Insecta; Lepidoptera; Bombycidae. The record is from RefSeq and is a predicted model, not a curated record. Bases 666 to 1427 code for a protein of 253 amino acids.